GGCAGCGCCGGGGGACAGCAGGGCAGGAGAUGUGCCUGUCCUUAGCGGCACAGGAAGCAGCAUGCACCCCGAUGCCACCGACAGCAGCGGCGCCGGCCUCAGCCUCGCGCCGGCCGCGGCCACCGGCGGCCGCCCAGCCCUGGGCGCCCAGGGCGCCCCGGGCGAGCGGCGGCCGGACGCCCGGGAAGACGCGGCGGCGCCGGGGAGCCCUGGAGGCUGGAACUGGCGAGUGCCCGUGGCCGUGGCCGCACUCGCCUCCGUGUGCCUCUCCUGCCUGGGGCCCGGUUGCUGGCAGGCGGCCGGAGGCGCGGGGCCGUGCACCGUCCUGCUCCGGCUCAGCCUGUGCCUGGGCUGCGCGGCGGCCGCCUUCCUCCUGGGGACUCUCUUCUCCCUCGUCUGCCGGAGCCGGCGAGCCCGGCUGCCCGACUUCGUCGCCGCCUGGAGACGGCUGGCCGCGGCCGCCCACCGCGGGCCGGGAAAUCCUGUGUAUGGAAACUCGCCUGAGUCAGUUCAGUCUAGAAGGGUAGUAAUUUCUCAUAAUAUGGACAAAGCUCUAAAAGAAGUGUUUGACUACAGUUACAGAGAUUAUGUUCUGUCCUGGUAUGGAAAUCUCAGCAGAGACGAGGGGCAGCUUUACCAUCUGCUCUUAGAAGACUUUUGGGAAAUUGCCAGACAACUGCGCCACAGACUGAGCCACGUGGAUGUGGUUAAAGUCGUCUGCAAUGAUGUUGUAAGAACUUUACUUGCUCAUUUCUGUGACCUGAAAGCUGCAAAUGCCAGACAUGAAGAACAGCCACGGCCUUUUGUGCUGCGUGCAUGCUUGAGGAACUCCCAUGAUGAAGUGAGAUUCCUACAAAUGUGUUCUCGGGUUCUGGUGUUCUGUCUGCUCCCCUCAAAGGAUGUCCAGUCUCUCAGUUUACGUAUAAUGCUUGCAGAAAUUCUCACAACAAAAGUCUUGAAGCCGGUAGUGGAGUUACUUAGUAAUCCAGAUUACAUCAACCAGAUGCUGCUUGCCCAGCUGGAGCGCAGAGAACAGAUGAAUGAACAUCACAAAAGAGCCUACACCUAUGCUCCUUCUUAUGAAGAGUUCAUCAAGCUUAUUAACAGCAACUCAGAUGUUGAGUUCUUGAAGCAACUAAGGUAUCAGAUUGUAGUGGAAAUAAUACAAGCGACUACGAUUAGCAGCUUUCCCCAGCUGAAGAGACACAAGGGGACACCAGUCAUAUUGGAUGAGGGCCGACCCCAUUGGCCCCAUUUUAACCUAAUCACCACUGUAAAGACCUUCUCCAAAUGUGGUCACUCUGAGCCCUCGAGAGAAGGCAAGCAGGCUGAGCCCGCUGGGGCCAUGGAGCUGUGUUGCCUUGGGACAGAAAACACAGGAGACUGGUUCACCUCUCUAGGGUCACAGAGGAGCAGUGAUUAUCGUCAUGCCCAGAUA
Messenger RNA from Hyaena hyaena (striped hyena), 1438 nucleotides. RefSeq lists its product as uncharacterized. The record is from RefSeq and is a predicted model, not a curated record. The annotation marks the transcript as partial. Lineage: Eukaryota; Metazoa; Chordata; Mammalia; Carnivora; Hyaenidae. The transcript is spliced from 8 exons. Gene Ontology annotation, molecular function: phosphatidylinositol binding. Gene Ontology annotation, cellular component: early endosome membrane; intracellular membrane-bounded organelle.